AACACUCGAGUAGAAGCAUUCGACAAUCAAAAAAGAAAGUGUUUUAACUAUCAUGGCGUUACGAGAGAUAGUAAGUGAUGAUAUAGAGAGCUACAGUGAGCCAUCUCUUUGUCUGGAUAAAGCCAAGGAGCUUCUUGCACUCCUCAAUUUACCCACAGGAUUGUUGCCACUGAAGGACAUGACAGAAGUUGGCCACAACAAAACAAAAGGGUUUGUGUGGAUGAGGAUGAGAAGCAAGAUUGAGCAUACAUUCGCUGCAAUAGGUCGUAAAGUGAUAUAUGACACGGAGAUAACUGCUUUUGUUGAAGACCGUAGGUUGAAGAGACUAACGGGAGUUAAAAGCAAGGAACUCAUGAUCUGGGUUCCAGUGCAUGAUAUCUUCAUCAAAGAGAAAGAGCCUGAGAAGAUAACAUUUGCUAAUAACACCGGCCUGUCACGAACAUUUAAGGUUUCAGCAUUUCAGAGCGAGGGCUGAUGAAUCGGAAGAAAAAUAGAAGUGACUAAAGUUACUUGAUGUAGUAAGCAAACAAUAAAGAACAUAAAUUGUUCCAUAUCAAUAGAACGAACACAGUGUCACUAAUAUCGUAAAGAGAAUCAUUUCCCUAA
Molecule: messenger RNA, 606 nt
Organism: Brassica napus (rape)
Lineage: Eukaryota; Viridiplantae; Streptophyta; Magnoliopsida; Brassicales; Brassicaceae
Exons: 1
Coding region: 53-475 (140 amino acids)
Source: RefSeq, a predicted model, not a curated record